CAGAAAGUUUUGCUCUACAGUUAAAAAGCUGCCCGAGUGCAAAGAGUGAGAAUCCCUUUGCUCAAGGGAUUCACCAUAUAGCAAGAUGUACAGUUACGUAUAUGCCUUUUUUCUGAGUGAUAAUGUCCUCCUGUUUGUCUCCCCCUGCUGGCUGCAAAACUUUUACUUGGACUUCACUACAACACUAAUUGUUUCUGGAAGAGACUCAACACGACGCAACUGGAUCAAAUUCUGAGUCGUCUAUGAAGUCACACACGCUCCUAGAAUCUUGCUGAAGUAACCCGGUGUGUUCCAACAUCGCGGUGACGUCAUGCUGAGACAGGACGCAGCACCAUGCUUAGUAUAAAAGACGCCUCAGGAGACAUUUGUUAUGAUUCCUCUCAUGAGACAACUAAUAGAGGAAAGUGAUAGCAGAUUUGCUUAUUUUCCUGGGCAUCAUGAUAUUUCAUCUGCUGAUAAUGACCCUGGUAACAUUCCCACUGUCCUCUAAUGGUGGAAAAUGGACAUAUGAUGGUCCUGAUGGAGAGCCUCAGUGGUCAAGAAAUUAUCCAUACUGUGGAGGGGCAUUCCAGUCCCCCAUAAACUUUCAGCCUGAGCUGCUGAGAUUUGAUCCAGACCUGCUGCCCAUUCAGCUGCAGGACUACAACUUGUCUAGCGAAGAGCAGCUGACUCUUAGCAACAAUGGACACUCUGUGCAGCUGUCUCUGCCAUCGCGGAUGCAUCUCUCUGGUCUGCCCCAUCGCUACUCAGCAGCUCAGCUUCACUUCCACUGGGGCUCCUCCAACACACCGACUGGCUCUGAACACACCAUCAAUGGCAAGCAGUUCGCAGCUGAGAUGCAUUUGGUGCACUUCAAUUCUGCCAAGUAUCACAACAUCUCCCAAGCAGUGGACAAGUCUGAUGGCCUUGCUGUGCUGGGUGUUUUUAUUGAGGUGGGAGAAUUCAAUCCUGCUUUUGACCGGUUUCUCAAAUUUAUUAAAGGCAUUAAAUAUAACGGUCAGAAAUUGCAGGUGGCAGGAUUUAACAUUCGGGAGCUGCUUCCUACUCGUCUGGAUGAGUACUACCGCUACGAUGGUUCUCUUACCACUCCACCCUGCUACCCCAGUGUGCUCUGGACAGUGUUCAGGAAUCCAGUCAGCAUCUCUCUCAGACAGUAUUUGGCUUUAGCCACUGCUCUAUUAUCUUCUCAUCCUCAAGAAGCAGCUACAGUUCCUCUGGUUGGGAAUUACCGUAAGCCCCAGCAAAUGGACAGCAGAGUGGUUCUGGCCUCCUUUCAGCAGAGCUGGGGACUGCAUGGUACCACUUCAGUGGCAUCUCCCAUGCAGAGGAGGCUGGUCAUCCAACACUUAAUUAAUGGAGACCUUGCAGAUCUUGCAGAUGAAGGACUUCAUCAUCUUUUACCUAAACUCCAAAGAAAAAACUGGGCUGUUAAAAAGUGGAGGAACAAUUCUAAUCAACAGCCUUUGGGCCAGUCUACUGAGAAACAUCAGAAGAACAAGGGGCUCAAUGUCACCAGAAAUAAUCCAUCAGUCUGGAGGAACACUCAUGGAAGGUCCUACAUGGGGAUGUCUGCUAUAAAUGAUGAUGCAUUGUGUUUUAUAUCCAUGGAAAAAAACGUAUCUGUUUGGGUCACAAAACAUCAUGCAGAUGCUCAGAUGAUCCAAGCUCUAAGAAAAGCAGUGUUUCCAGAUCUGAACCUGAAGAGCUACUUAAACUGCAGGUCUGAUUUGGAUUUGCUAACAAUCAGACACCUUCUUCGUUCCAGACCCACUGAUGAGGCAAAUGAGCUGGAUCAGGCCCUAACCAAAGCGAGUCAGGGACAUAAGCAAAAACCUAUGACACAGUACCAGGGCUCAGCACUGACCAAGAUAUCAGGGCAAACCCAAGCUGCUGUCCUGAAGAACAGCCACAACAUGGUGCCUACUAAUCACAGACUGCAGCCUGUGGAGUGGGAGGAUUAAAACCCCACCGAAGCUAUAAACACAGGCUGCAUAGCACAUUAUAAUAGUCAUCAAAGGCCUUGUAACAUGCAGGGUCUAAAUAUUUAGUUCUUAUAAAAAACUCUGUUUAUUUAACCAGAGUUUUAGUAGUAAUUUAUGAUACAUGGGUUUAUGGGAUUGGGAGAUAAAUUGUACUUUUGCAUGGACACAGUGAAAACAACAAAUGGCAGAAUUAGUGAUAGUUAUGUGACAAUUGAUGCUUUACAUAUUUAUUUUACAAAUAGAAGUUUACAUAUUUAUAAUGUACAGGUAUGGUUUAUCAUUUAAAACAAAUCCUUCCAUUACACAUUUGUGUGAUGUUGGUACGAGAAAUACGUUGGGUAUAAUCAUUGAGCACCUCAUGUGGCAGACAAUUAUUUACAUACUAGGAAGUAUGUACAGAACACAUAAAAAGAUUUUAAGCCAAAACAUCAACAAAAGAAUUCACAGAAUAUGGUUCUUUCCUGGCAAGAAGAUAUUUUUGUAUUUUAUUGGGUUAAGUUCUGUUUUAUUUGUGUCACAAUAAUUACAUAGUAAAGCAAUUAUAGUCAUACAAAGUGGAAAACUGUAGCUAAAGAAAUUCUGUGUUUUCUGUCUUGUAUAGCUUUAGAUGUGGGUUUAGACCAAAGAAAAAACACAAAAAAAUGACAUAUUGUGAAUUGCAUCAUGUGUAGAAGAAAAACA
Molecule: messenger RNA, 2663 nt
Organism: Silurus meridionalis
Lineage: Eukaryota; Metazoa; Chordata; Actinopteri; Siluriformes; Siluridae
Gene: ca12
Product: carbonic anhydrase XII
Exons: 10
Coding region: 438-1961 (507 amino acids)
Cellular component (GO): plasma membrane
Molecular function (GO): zinc ion binding; carbonate dehydratase activity
Source: RefSeq, a predicted model, not a curated record